GGCCACCUCUCCCCAAGAUAUGCCUUCUUCCAGCAUUGCUCAUCUUGCUCCUCAGGAUAAGGCACUACAUUCUCAAAGGGAAAUCUCAGAGACUGCAGAAAAAGUCAUUCUUCCAUCCAAACCUGUAUUGGAAGAUGUAAAUGCUGUAUUACAGAAGCUACUUAAAGAAGGCUUGGUUGAGUUGUCCAGUUGGGAGGGAAAUAGUUCCUGAAAAAGUAAAAGCAGAAUUUCCUGAAGGAGUACAGGCAGCAGGUAGCCCCCCAAAUUCUUUGGGAGUUAUCCUGCCGUGGGCUACAAUGGACAUCAUAGUUCCAGACAGAAAGGAUUUGUAUUCCCUCAGGGUACUGCCUGAUGAAACUCAGGAAGCUGGGUCUCACUUAGCUGCCCAAAUAUCUCCAUCUGUACAAAUGCUUAGCUCAUUGGGUCUCACUGUUGCUCAAUAUGGCAAAGAGUUACCUCAGGAAGUGGCAGAAAUUGUGAGGGAAACAAUUAUUCAGCCUAAAUCAGGGCAUGAUGAAUUCAGUGCUGGCUUAGAAAAACUACUGAAGGAAACUAUUGAAACUCCCUCCUCAAAAUUUGAAAGUGGUAUAGGGACUCUUUCUCCAUCAAAGGUAAUAGGUAGUACUGAGGUGCCCAGGCGAGCUGCUUCUGGAUUCCAUCCUGAGGAAAUACAAGAAACAGUUAAAAAAUCUGAGGCUCCAUCAAUAAUGGAGACUGCUUUUGAUACUGGUUUUGAGAAACUCCUUAAAGAGACAUCUGAAGCUCCUUCUUUUCAGCUCCAGGUGUCAGUGAAGGAGGGAACUCCUGAGAAGGAGCCUCCACAGUCAGGGCAGGCCAAUUUCUUGGGCACAGUGCCCCAGUUUUGCUGGGCAGCCUCAGAGGCCUCUGAAACGAAGCUUAAGAAUGUUUUCAAAUCUCAAGCUGACCAAUGUGAUAAAAUGUUGGGAGGAGACAAAGCUGUGACUGGUUUAUCAGUAGAUCUCUCUGGUUCUGAAAGUGGGGUUGAGAUCCCUGGAACCCCACAACUGUGUGUGUGGACCAUAAAAUAGGGACCAGGGGAACUAUGAA
Molecule: messenger RNA, 1068 nt
Organism: Manis pentadactyla (Chinese pangolin)
Lineage: Eukaryota; Metazoa; Chordata; Mammalia; Pholidota; Manidae
Exons: 1
Coding region: 141-1049 (302 amino acids)
Source: RefSeq, a predicted model, not a curated record